Messenger RNA from Cryphonectria parasitica EP155, 1359 nucleotides. RefSeq lists its product as uncharacterized. Bases 1 to 1359 code for a protein of 452 amino acids. Lineage: Eukaryota; Fungi; Ascomycota; Sordariomycetes; Diaporthales; Cryphonectriaceae. The transcript is spliced from 3 exons. The record is from RefSeq and is a predicted model, not a curated record.
AUGUCUUCAGCUUCAGGAAUUUUCUCUUUUUCUCAAACAGGACCAUCAACUGGUCCGUCAGGAUCAGCAUGGGACAAUGCGACAGUAGCAGGCUCACAGAACUUCUUUGCGGACCAGGGAGAAUCCGAGGACUUCUUCCCACUGGGCCCCUUUCCCACAAGGAACCGCAUGGAGACCGUGGAUGAUUUUCAGAAUAUCUGGAUGCCAGCUGCACCAGCAGUCUGCCAGAACCAGACUCAAAAGGCCGAGCCGAUGCGUCGAAUCUGCUCCAAGGGUUCUGCGUCUAGCCACAAGACUACCGACUCGCUUCCGAGCAGGAGCCCAUCCGGGCUCCAGUCAACAAUGUCACAAUGCGCUUCUCAAGCGUCAAACUUUGACAUGACAGGUAAUGAAUCCACUACCUACACGGACGGACUCCAGGGAAAUGGUCGUUCCAUGGACUCCCAGUUCCUUUUCCAGCAGUCCCACAGUCUGACGACAACGCCGGAGAUUAUCCUGACCGGCCCUGCUAUCCAGCCCAUGAUGACUGGUUCGAACCUCGAGAUCAGCAUGUCGGCCGUUGGAGGUGACGAGCAGGUCCAGCUGCAGGACUGGGCCGCUUCACUUCCUGGUGGCGAAGGUGAGAAUGCCAGGGACCAUCCGCUCUACAGGACCGCACUGCCCCAAGCCGAUGGCCUCUACCACUGCCCUUGGGAGGGACAAACGGGUUGCUGCCACAGACCAGAGAAGCUCAAGUGCAACUACGACAAAUUCGUUGAUUCCCACCUGAAGCCCUACCGUUGCAAGAUGGAGAGCUGCAAGGAACUCCCCUUCUCCUCCACGGCCUGCCUGCUCCGACACGAGAGGGAGGCGCACGGUAUGCAUGGCCACGGAACCAAGCCUUACCCUUGCACCUUCAGUGGAUGUGACCGUGCCCAACCCGGGAAUGGCUUCCCUCGCAAGUGGAACCUCCAUGACCACAUGCAGCGUGUCCACAACGCCGCGCCUCCCUCGCCUGACGAGGACGGACGCAAGGAUGCCGCCAGAUCCAGGAAGAGGAAGAGCGACGCGAACGCCAACAACACCGGUCGCAAGUCUCCCAAAUCCCGCAAGACCAGCCCGAAGAUGCAACCCCAGGUGCCAGUCAAGGUUGACAUGUCAGCAAAACUCCGAGAGGAAUGGUCCACCAUCCAAACUGGCCUGCCCAGCAUUGUCCACGAACUCGGUCAGCUUGACGGUCCCACGGUCAUGAUGCAGCUCAGCCGCCUCAAGGACAGCCUGAACACACUGGAGAGGAUCCACAUGGACUACACGGCCCACAUCAGGAGCACCGAUCCAGCUCGGCUCCAGGACCUUCACUUCGUGCAGCAAUCAGGCUGA